ACGCCACUGCUCAAAUCUAUCGGUAUCGGAAAAACAAAGAGAGCAAUAUUGCCAAAAUUAUAAACAAGGAAGUAUGACAAUUGUUUAAACUUCAAUUUGGCUCAGGUGUAUAUAUGAAAACCAUAGACGACUAGAUCGCCAGUUGUACGGUUGAGUUUGGCUCAGAAAAUGUGGCACUACAUCCACCAGCGUUUGUUGAUUUCCCUCACCGUGAUUUGCCUGCUGUUGGUCGGACUGGGAAAUGCCCUGCACACAUACGCCAAUCCUGAAGGUCAGGUGCCAGAUAUGUUGGCCACAUUGCCAGGCCAGCUUAAGUUCGUGCAUGUGAUAUAUCGCCACGGCGACAGAACGCCCGUUGAUCCAUAUCCCACGGAUCCGUGGAACAAUCGAAAGUAUUGGCCAACUGGCUGGGGGCAAUUGACUAAUCUGGGAAAGCAAGAGCACUACGAACUGGGAAAAUGGCUGCGCAAUCGGUACUCCUCCAUCCUCAAUACGAGAUAUUCCAACGAAAAUAUCUUUGUCCAAUCCACUGAUGUUGAUCGCACUCUAAUGAGCGCCCAGUCGAACCUGGCGGGCUUGUUCGAGCCUGUGGGCGACGACGUUUGGAAUCCCGAGAUCAACUGGCAACCCAUUCCCGUUCACACAAUACCCGAAAAGGAUGAUGCCAUUUUGGCUGCCAAGGCUCCCUGCCCAGCCUAUGACUACGAGUUGGACAAGCUUGAAUCGUCGCCAGAGUUUAAGGAAUUGACCAAACACUAUCAAGAUCUCUUUGCCUACUUGGGCGAAAAAAGUGGUCGCCCCGUGAAGACCUUCACAGAUGCUCAGUAUUUGAAUAACACCCUUUUCAUUGAGAAUCUCUACAACCUAACAUUGCCAGGUUGGACCGACAAGGUUUUCGGGCAUGAAGAGCUGACUUAUGCGGCGAAUUUUGCAUUUAGUAUUGGUACCUAUACACGAAAGCUGGCCAGGCUAAAGGCGGGACCUCUGCUGAAGGAUAUUUUCCAGCGUUUCGACGAUAAAGCUUCCGGGCGUCUGGAUCCAGAUCGCUCUAUGUGGGUGUACAGCGCUCACGAUACAACUGUUGCCAAUGUCUUAAAUGCCCUAAAGCUAUUUGAACUUCAUAGUCCGCCUUAUGUGGCUUGCAUAAUGCUGGAGUUACGAGUAGACAAUAGCAAUACUCCCUUGGUUUCGGUUUUCUAUAAGAACACCACCGCCGAACCUCAACCCCUGGAUAUUCCCGGAUGCGGAGUGUCCUGCCCACUGAAAAAACUAGUCAAAAUCUAUAAGGAUGUAUUGCCCAUGGACUGGGAACGUGAAUGCAAACGCUCCACCAUGAUGAUGACCUACGAGGAGGCUAAUUUGGGAGCGGCGACAGGUAUCCUAAUUUUAAUUAUCUUAAUUUUGAUGUGUGCCAGUUACGCAUUGAUGAUUUACUACCGUCGUCGCAACUACAAGAUAUAUACUCCGUACUCGCAAAUGGCUUAACCGGUGACCAGACGAUGGAUGAUCCAAAAGACUACUUAUCUCAGAAUUUAGAGCCUCGCAUCGGCCAGGCCUGUACUUGCCAACGUGAAUUGUUUUCCCUACGCAUUUUCUCCUUUUUUUGAGUGACGAUGUUGUUUGUUGUUGUUACGGCUCCGUUAAGUUGUGCUUUUAGUUCACAAAAAUCAUUUUGGUUGUAUUAUGAUUAGUAUAAUAGUUAAAACCCAAGUUUGUUGGCAUUUAAAUGGAAUAACUCAUUCGUUGUUAUUCAGUGAAUGAAAUGGAAUAUAAAGACUGUGACAGGCGAUCUUGAAGUUGCAUAUAUAUAUAUACAUAUAUUCAUAUAUAUACAUACAUAUAUAUUUACACGCAUUUAUACAUACACAUUUUUAUGAAUCCACCUUGAAUGAAAAAAUUUACUGUAUUAAAAAAAGCUCAAAUCAUA
Molecule: messenger RNA, 1927 nt
Organism: Drosophila ananassae
Lineage: Eukaryota; Metazoa; Arthropoda; Insecta; Diptera; Drosophilidae
Gene: Acph-1
Product: prostatic acid phosphatase
Exons: 6
Coding region: 169-1485 (438 amino acids)
Biological process (GO): dephosphorylation
Molecular function (GO): phosphatase activity
Source: RefSeq, a predicted model, not a curated record